Molecule: messenger RNA, 954 nt
Organism: Fulvia fulva
Lineage: Eukaryota; Fungi; Ascomycota; Dothideomycetes; Mycosphaerellales; Mycosphaerellaceae
Exons: 1
Coding region: 1-954 (317 amino acids)
Source: RefSeq, a predicted model, not a curated record
AUGUGCCAAGAACAGCUUUUUCAGCGCGAAGGCAGGUCAAGGCGUCUUCAUGAACGCUUCCUGACAGACGCCGAAUGGGACAACCCGCGCAUUACUGGUCCUUGGCAGCCUGGUCAUAGUGAUCCGAACGUAGCUGCGAUACUCUUCGCGCAGAUGGGUGCGGAGGAUGAGACGGAGGAUGAGGUGCAAGAGAUGACAUCGCCGGACCCUUCCGUCGAGAGCGAUGAUGCAGUGGAUGCCAACAACGGUGUACAGCCACUCGUCAACUGGGGCACGUUCAUCAUGGCUCCGCUUCAUGUACCAGAAGAUCAUACUCAGAACACUGGUGACGCAGUGACGGAUGAUACGGGCUCCGACCACGACUCAAGCUCAGGGGAUCAUGACCACGGAGAACGAUUAAGUCAGCUGGAUCUGGGUCCACCGAUGAUGCCGACCAUCGAGCCCUUCGAGGCAGAGUCCAACAGCGGCAUCUCCGACAUCUCCUCCCUCGAUCUCGGCCCACCGUUGGUACCACUCCCAACCCUGACCUUCCAAGACUUGCUCGACAGGAUGAAUGACCUGCGGCAGAGCUUGGAGCACCAUGAGGCGGCGAGGCAGGAGGUCAUGAACCUGACCGACGAUGAGUCGUCCGGAGAUGACUCAUCAGAUGAUCUCUCAGCUACUGGAGACGACGAAGGGGGAGCCAGCGACGCUCUUGACGACAAUAGGAGCGGCACCUCAGACGAGGGCGACGAGGAAGACUCCGGCAUCGAGAGCACAGGGGAGACUUUUUGGGAACUGAUGGUCAGUGCCCACAUUUACCACAAUCCGACUCUUCAUGCAGCCUGGUCGGUCUGGGAGGAAGGGGUACGGAACCUCCGCUGUCCACACUGCGACGGUGACAUCUAUUCUGGAUGCGCAGAGUGGUGCGACAGGCCAUAUGAAGACUAUGAAGUCCUUGAGGGCCAGCUAUAA